CACAUAAAACGGACCGGGGAGGAUCUUAGUCACUUUUGGGAAUAAGUUAUAUAUACACAUAUAUAUGUAUAUUUGAAUAUAUAUACAGACAUACACAAGUGAAGCCCUAGCUUUUUAUAGUUUAUUGUUUGGGGUGUCUUCAGUUCAGGUGAUGUCUGAAAAGGGUAUGCUUCAGUUGCCCGAGCCCCAACCCAACACGUCAGAACCAGAGAAAAUGGACCUUGCUGCUCCAUCCAACGCCAAUGCCAAUAUACCAGAGAGCUUGUUGUACAAAAACCGCUUACAAGAGUACACACAACGUUCAGCAAUAUCACUCCCAAUAUAUCAAACCGCCAAUACAGGAGUUCCGCAUGCUCCAAACUUUACGUCUACCGUCUUCGUGGACGGUUCAUACUACACAUCUUCAACCGCAUUUUCAAAUCGAAAGGCAGCAGAGCAGGAUGCUGCCAAAGUUGCAUUGAUUGGCAUAUCAAAAAAAUUAAAGGAUGAAGGGUGUCCUCUUAUCAGCGAGGAUACAGUUUUUUGCAAGCAAAUCCUGAAUGAAUAUGCAAUGAAGAAGAAUCUGAAAAAACCAACUUAUGAUACAGUUCAAUCGGAGGGGUUGCUUCCAGUGUUUGUUUCUUCUUUGGUCUUCAAUGGUGUUACCUACACUGGCGUGGCAGGUAGAAACAAGAAGGAAGCUGAACAAUUGGCAGCACGUGCUGUUAUCCUAUCAAUUUUGGGGGAUCUUGUUUCAGCAACCUAUAUGUCUGAAAUUAUUAAGUCCAAGUUGAAGCUGUAUGCUGCAUUGGGUAAAGUUACAGACUCACACAAUACCCACAAUGUCAGCAUGCCUGUCAUUGUAAAUACAGGUAACAGUUCUGUCUUGCCUUUAAAUAAAGAGAAAGAAGCUGAAGUUUCCCAGGGCACUGGUAGGAUGCCUGUUUUAAUAAAAUCAAAACCAUCCUCUGGGCCAAUUCCUCCAAUUGCAUGCGCGCCUUCAGUUUUGCAAGCUGAAGUUGCUGGGGGCAUUGAUAAUAUGCCUGUUAGAAUCAAAUCAGAACCAUCAUCUGUGCCAAUCAUUCUACCAAUUGCAUCUGGAUCUUCAGUUUUGCCACAGCCUCUAGUUGCUGGUUCAACUGUUGGUAGAAAACGGAGUAAGAACAAGAAGAAGACAGAUAAGAGAAUGCGAGGCAUCAUGGUUGUCACACGUGGAGAGUCUUCACGUCAGGCUGUUGAGGAGCAGGUCGAUGACACUGAGCUCACAAGGGGUCCGGGGAGGCCUAAAGCUCAACUUCGGGGUGUGGAUGCUAAUCCACCACGGGCACCUACGUAUGAGGAGCAGAUUCCAGCACUGGCACCGGCACCGGCACCAGUAGUUAAUGAGCCGUUGGACUACUUCAUGAAGCUACAGAGGGUUAAGAUUGAUCAGUUCGCAGGGAGUUCGGAUCCGUUGAUUUCAGAGGCAUGGCUUGACCUCAUGGUUCGUAAGUUGGACAGUAUGGCAGUACCAACGGACAGGUUGAGGAUCUCUUUGACCUCUUCCAUGUUCAUGGGUGACGCAGAUAGUUGGUGGAGGUCUAUCUCCAAUGUUCAUAAUGUGGAGACGAUGACUUGGGUUGAAUUCAGAGAGCAUUUCUUCGAGCGCUUCUUUCCGAGGGCUAUGAGACAAGAGAUGAGGAUUCAGUUCGCAGGUCUUUAUCAGGGCACUAUGAGUGUCAUUGAGUACGAGACACGAUUCACUUCUCUUUCCCGCUAUGCCGAGGAGAUGGUAGCGACAGACGAGACCAGGGCCAAGAAGUUUCAGGAUGGGCUUCAUCUUGAUAUCAGGCCACGGGUUUCACUUCUUGAUUUGAGGACCUACAGGGAGGUGGUUCAGAGGGCUAUGUUAGUUGAGGCAGAGGAUCGAGAUCAAUUGAGGAUCAGAGGUUCACGUAAGCAGUUUCGUGGCGAGGCUUUAUCUUCUUCAGGGAGUCCGUGGAAGAAGGCUAAGGCCGGGGACAGUACUCACACUCAGGGGCCGCCACAACAGGCUCGUUCUGCACCCACGGUUCCUGUAUCUUCGGGGUCAGCCCGGGGAGUGAUUUGUCAUCAUUGCCAGCAGCUGGGGCACAUCAAGCCUCGCUGCCCACAGCUUCAUCCAUGGGCUAGUCAGCCUACGGCUUCUACGAAGGGAGGACAGGGAAUUUGUCAUUACUGCAAGCAGCCAGGGCACAUUAAGAAAGAGUGUCCAAAGUUGCAGCGCAAGGCAGCCAGUGGCACAGGUUCACAGGCCCCACCGGCACAGUCCACAGUGGUUUAGUUAGGGUUUAGAGUUCCUCAGGCACCGCAGCCAGUUGCCUCAGUUGGCACUUAUCUAGCCAGAGGCUCUACGCCUAACACUUCCACAUAUCAGUCAGGCCAUCAGGACAGUUCACAGCAGAGUUCAGAUGCUCACCAUCCCUAGCUUGGCUUGGUUGCAUUUGAAUACCAUUUUGUGUACAUUUCACAUGCAAGUGUUAGCAUGUUUUUGGUUUAUCUUUUAUUGUUGUAAAGUAUAACUUGUUUAGAAGCAUGAUAUGCUUCCUUUUGGUGCUGUAAUAUAAACUCAAAUGUCUUACUUUGACUUUACUUCAACAUAUAUGUAAUGAGGCCAAGGGCCAAUCUCUUUUGAUGAAUAAAAUGUGUGGUUAAUUUUA
Molecule: messenger RNA, 2657 nt
Organism: Cornus florida
Lineage: Eukaryota; Viridiplantae; Streptophyta; Magnoliopsida; Cornales; Cornaceae
Exons: 5
Coding region: 152-2281 (709 amino acids)
Biological process (GO): regulation of gene expression; rRNA processing
Cellular component (GO): nucleus
Molecular function (GO): ribonuclease III activity; double-stranded RNA binding; zinc ion binding
Source: RefSeq, a predicted model, not a curated record